CAAACACUGGAUGACAGGGAAUUAUUGAGACGCUACAGAUUGGAUCGUGCAGGAAUCAUGUUUGUGGUGGAUCUCCUUAGAGAUGCAAUUACUUCACCAACUCGAUGCCACAACGCUAUUACACCGGAGACGAAAGUAAUCACAACCCUGAGGUAUUUGGCAACUGGAAAAAUGCAACAAUGCAGCAGUGAUGACUUGGGUCUGUCCCAAUCCUCCAUCAGCAGAGUCAUCACCCAAACACUGACAGCUUUGUCACAACCUAAUAUUGUGACACAAUUUGUUUCAUUCCCGCUGGAUGCCCGCACUUUACACACACAUAAAAGGGCAUUUAUGGACAUUGCAGGAUUCCAUGGCGUUGUGGGUGUAAUUGAUGGAACACGUGAGAAUAAUUGCACCAUCAGAGGACGAGGCUGUCUUUGUUAACAGGAGGAAUUUCCACAGCAUCAAUGUGCAAAUAGUGUUCAAUGCGGCCUGUAAGAUUUUGGACAUUGUGGCAAAAUGGCCAGGCUCCACACAUGAUGCGAGAAUGCUCUCCGAGAGUGGCAUCAGACAGCUUUUUGAGAGACGCUAUGUGCCAGCUAAUUGCCACUUGUUAGGGGACAGUGGCUACCCAUGCAAACCAUGGCUCCUUACACCUUACCUCCAGCCACGCCAAGGGCCCCAACUAAACUAUAACAGGGCCCACAAGACAACAAGAGCGGUGGUGGAGCGUGGCAUAGGCCAGCUUAAGAGGCACGUUCAUGUUCUCCAUGGAGAGGUGCGGCUGAGGCCUGAAAAAGUCAGCAAAGUCAUCAUAGCCUGUGCAAUAUUACACAACAUUUGCAAGGGAUGCUGACGGAGCAGGUGCUGCGGAUGGGAAUGGUGUUUGAUCCGCCGGGCUACCCUGAGUAGCAGCUGCAGAUGGUUCAGGCGGCAAUCUCAUCGGCAAACUUGAUGGGCCCGGUUCUUGUGAUGGCUCCA
This is a messenger RNA of Oreochromis niloticus (Nile tilapia), 960 nucleotides long. Its product is annotated as putative nuclease HARBI1. The transcript is spliced from 3 exons. The record is from RefSeq and is a predicted model, not a curated record. Lineage: Eukaryota; Metazoa; Chordata; Actinopteri; Cichliformes; Cichlidae. Bases 371 to 835 code for a protein of 154 amino acids.